This is a messenger RNA of Abrus precatorius (Indian licorice), 2833 nucleotides long. Its product is annotated as cucumisin-like. Gene Ontology annotation, biological process: proteolysis. The record is from RefSeq and is a predicted model, not a curated record. Lineage: Eukaryota; Viridiplantae; Streptophyta; Magnoliopsida; Fabales; Fabaceae. Gene Ontology annotation, molecular function: serine-type endopeptidase activity.
AACCUGCAUGAAAACUAUAUAUAUACACCCCAUAUCCAGAUUUCCUUGUCACAGAAAGAUGAUCUCUCUAGGCUUCUCUCAUCUCUUCCAAAUUCUUACGUGCAUUCUGCUUCUGACUCAAUCAUUUUCUGAAGAUGAACGAAAGACUUACAUCGUCUACAUGGGCGAGCGUUCGAGAGGCGUGGAAUCGACAGAAUUACUUCACAGGAGUAUAGUUCAAAGGGUCCUCGGCAGCAAAUUUGCCCCAGAUGUUUUGCUACAUAGCUACAAGAGUUUUAAUGGAUUUGUUGCGAGGCUGACAAAAGAGGAAACAUUGAGAAUAAGAGGAAUGGACGAUGUGGUAUCUGUUAUACCAAACAGAAACAACAAGCUCCAUACAUCAAGAUCCUGGGACUUCUUAGGCUUCCCCCAACAUGUUGACAGAUUAGAAUUAGAAAAGGACAUGGUCGUUGGAGUAAUUGAUAGUGGAAUUUGGCCCGAGUCUGAUAGCUUUAAGGGUGAUGGACUUGGUCCAGCACCAGCCAAAUGGAGGGGCAUUUGCCAAAACUUUACAUGCAAUAACAAAAUAAUUGGAGCAAGAUAUCAUCGCAUUAGCGGUAGGUUUGGACCAACUGAUAUCAUAAGUCCAAGGGAUACGAAUGGCCAUGGAACUCACUGUGCAUCCAUUGCUGCUGGAAUCCCAGUUUUGAAAAGUCUAUAUGGGCUUGGCUCUGGGAUAGUAAGAGGAGGAGUUCCAUUAGCACGUAUUGCGGUAUAUAAAGUAUGUUGGUCUAUGGGUUGUGAAUCUGCUGACUGUUGCAGUUUACUCAACACUGACAUCCUUGCAGCAUUUGAUGCAGCCAUUGCAGAUGGUGUUGACAUCCUUUCCGUUUCAAUGGGAACAACAACGAAAAGAUACAAUCACUAUUUUGAGGACAUCUAUGCGAUAGCAUCUUUCCACGGAAUAAAGAAAGGCAUAUUAAUGUCUCAAGCAGCUGAAGGUCCAGGUCUUUAUACAACUUUAAAUACUGCACCCUGGACCUUUUCUGUAGCUGCCUCCACUAUAGAUAGAAAGUUUUUAACUGAAGUUAAGUUGGGCAAUAAUAUGAGUUUCCAGGGAAUUUCUAUCAAUACAUACAAUCUAGAAAAUAAUUACUAUCCAUUAAUUUAUGGUGGAGAUGCACCCAACACUGCUGGUGGAUAUAAUAGUUCCGUAUCCAGGUUUUGCUAUCCAGAAUCAUUGAAUGGAGCUAUGGUGAAAAGAAAAAUUGUUUUGUGCGAAGGCUUUCUGUCUCCCUCGCGGGUGGGAUUCCUUCAUGGAGCCUUUGGUGUUAUAUUUGCAUAUUUGCAAGUACCCGUCCUUUAUAGUGUCUUUGCAAUUCUCCAUCUGAAACUUUUUGAGUAUCUCCCUUGCAUACUUCUUUUGGCAUAUGAAGACUCCAUCAUGAUCCUGCUUUACUUCCAUUCCCAGAAAAAAGGACAUCAAGCCGAGGCUACACAAUCAACUAGCUUGUCUUCAAGCAAUGACAGACCUUUCAUCAAGAUUUCAGGUACAUAUAAGACAUCAGAAAUAUGCUUCAAACCUGUUAAGCUUUCUAUAGCAAUUGUCCCUUUUCCUUUGGCUGAUAAGUUGUUGAGACUUGCAAAUCCGCUCUAUAUGUCCCAUGUUACCACACUUCCUACACUUGACAUCAGGCCUCCACCAGCAUUUUUGUUGGGGAUAAUUAGUUUUUUUGCAGUAUGGACAGGGUGGAAAACUAUCAUCUUACUGCAUGUUGGAGCUUUCAGACAAACAGGCAAGCUCUUGCCUUUGCCUUCUUGCUUUUUCUUUCCUUCUGACUUUUUAUCUGGGCCACAAUUGGAUUGUCUGGCAGCAGAGAAACAUCAUAAUGGUCUUCCACAGCUUUUCAGAGAUCUAAAGCCUCUAGAACAGAUCCUAUUUCCAAUGGCUACUAUAUCUGAAAGUAAAGAAGGCGAAGAUGCACGUGCCCCUUUCGCUCCUCCUUUCUCAUCUAGAGGUCCAAAUUCAAUCAAUCUAGACAUUAUUAAGCCUGAUAUAGCCGCUCCAGGAGUAGAAAUUCUAGCUGCAUGGCCUCCACGCGCUCCUAUUUCUGAUGUUGACGGAGAUACUCGAGAAUCAAGUUACAAAUUCUUAUCUGGCACUUCAAUGGCAUGCCCUCAUGUGUCUGCAACCGCUAUCUACGUCAAAUCAUUUCAUCCUACUUGGUCUCCUGCAAUGAUUAAAUCCGCAAUAAUGACAACUGCUACCCCUAUGAGUCCUCAAAUUAAUAUAGAAGCUGAAUUUGCUUAUGGUGCGGGACAAAUUAAUCCCAUCAAGGCUAUUCAUCCUGGAUUGGUUUAUGAUGCUGUUGAAAAAGAUUAUGUUAGGUUUCUUUGUGGACAAGGUUAUGAUACACAUAUGUUGCAACUUAUUACGGGAGAUAAUAGCAGUUGUACACAAGCAAAAUAUAGGGGAACUGUUUGGGAGCUUAAUCUCCCAUCUUUUGCCAUUGCCAAGUCACUCACAAGUCACUCAUGGAAUUUUAGCAUUGUCUUCCAUAGAACUGUUACAAAUGUUGGAUCAGCUGCAUCUAGAUAUCAAGCUACAAUAACCCCAACUCUGCCAUCACUAAACAUUCAAGUUGAGCCAAAUGUUUUGGUCUUCACAUAUUUGGGUGAAAGAAAGUCAUUCACGCUUAAGAUUGAAGGAAUCAUUCCUGCAAAUAUAGUUUCUACUUCUUUGGUUUGGAAUGACGGCACUUAUCACGUGAGGAGCCCCAUUGUUGUUUAUAUUCCCCCCCUAAAUUUAAAUGAUUAUGCUAUUUCUCGGUUUGAUGUUUCCUCUUCCUAUUAA